UUCCAAUACAACCAUGAGCUUUGCGUCGUACCACGACAACAUUGAGCUGGGCGACACUGUCAUUCUCUACUUGAGCCCAACAGAGCUCGAGGCAAUCACGAUCAAGCGCGGCGGCGUCGAACGCAACAAGUUUGGCGACUUCCCUCAUGCGAACAUGAUUGGCAAGCCAUUCGGCUCAAAGAUCUAUGCAAUGAACAAGCGAUCGUGGAUUAUGGCGCUGUACCCAACCCCCGAGCUGUGGACCCGAGCUCUGCCGCAUCGCACGCAAAUCAUCUACUCGACGGACAUCAGCCUCGUUGCCAUGUACCUCAACCUGAAGCCAGGCUCUGUUGUCAUUGAGAGCGGCACUGGAAGCGCCUCGCUGUCCCACGCCAUCAUCCGGACAGUGGCGCCCACGGGGCAUUUGCACACCUUUGAGUACCACGAGCAGCGCGCUCAGCUGGCAAGGCAAGACUUCGAAGCACAUGGUCUUAGCCAUCUUGUCACUGUUCGUUGCCGCGAUGCGUGCAAGGAAGGCUUUGGACUGGAGCGUGUCGCAGAUGCCGUGUUCUUGGAUUUGCCCUCGCCGUGGGACGCUGUUGAAUCUGCUACGCGAGCUCUGAAGGGUCCUGGCGCCAAGCUGUGCUCUUUCAGCCCGUGUCUUGAGCAAGUCCAGAAAACCUGCACAAGGCUGCGAGCUCUGGGCUACCAAGACAUUAUCACCUAUGUUGGCUUGAUCCGUCACCUCUCCUUCUCGCACACCAAGAUGCAAAACUUUGUCAUUCGGCCAAACCCUAAGGGCACUAAUAGCAACAAGCGGACGGCCGAACAAUCAGAGGCCACUGAUGGAGACGCCCAGAGCGUGCAGCCUUCCGCCAAGCGGGAGAACAUUGAAGCAGAGGACGAGGAAACGCAAGCCAGCGAGACCGCUGUGGUUGGCAAUCCAGGCGUCAAGUGGGCUCCUAUUGAGUUUGCCACCGAGUUUAUGACUGGGCGCCCGGCGCCCUCCGUCAGACAUGCAAGGCCACACGGGAUAUUUGACCUUUGCGACACGCCAAUGCUGAGCUAUUGUUUUCGUGGUGAUGGUUUGAUUGUUCAAAAUGAUCAAUAGUUUAAUUCGAAGCAUCUACAAGAG
Molecule: messenger RNA, 1114 nt
Organism: Capsaspora owczarzaki ATCC 30864
Lineage: Eukaryota; Filasterea; Ministeriida; Capsasporidae
Product: tRNA(m1A58)-methyltransferase subunit TRM61
Exons: 9
Biological process (GO): tRNA methylation
Cellular component (GO): tRNA (m1A) methyltransferase complex; nucleus
Source: RefSeq, a predicted model, not a curated record